Messenger RNA from Saccostrea cuccullata (small rock oyster), 759 nucleotides. Its product is annotated as zinc finger and SCAN domain-containing protein 29-like. NCBI's taxonomy places the organism in Eukaryota, Metazoa, Mollusca, Bivalvia, Ostreida, Ostreidae. The record is from RefSeq and is a predicted model, not a curated record. The transcript has 4 exons. The coding region runs from base 1 to 759 and encodes 252 amino acids.
AUGGCGAAGGAGACGCGAGGAAUAAACUGGAACAGCGAGGAAAUUAUUGAACUCAUUGAAAGUUGGGCGUCAGAAGAAAUUUCUAAUGAUUUUUCCGGAGUUUAUAGAAACAAGCAUGUCUAUGAAAAAAUUGCCAUUGCUUUGAGAGGGAAAGGAAUUGACAGGACCUGGGAAUCCUGUCGAACCAAAAUUAAAGGACUAAGGCAGGCAUACUUGAGGGCAAAGCUCCAUAAUAAUACUUCAGGCCAGUCCAGAAGUCGUUUUGUCUAUUUUGACAGGCUGGACGAAUUCCUUGGAUCGAAACCUCUCAUAGAACCAUCCGUCCUUGUCGACACUACUGAGAACGUGGAAGAAAAAGUUGCAGUCGAUACAAAUAAUGACCAGAAGAAGGACACAGCAGAGAAAGCCAUCGUCAAAGUGGAGAAGGACGAAGACAAUGGAAAGAAAGACGGAGAGAAUGGAGAUAACUUCGUACAUGCCCUCGUUGACAUGGAGGAGAGGCAGACUAAAUACCAAUUUGAUCAGGAAGAGAAGAGAAGGAGGCUGGAGGACGAAGCCGAACAAAGACGAAUGGAAAGUGAGCGGCAGUUCCAACUACAACUCUAUCAAAUGCAGGCACAGAUGCAGAUGCAGAUGGCCUCAAUAUUUAUGGGCACUCCAGCUCCCGGACCAGCACAAGCUCCAGGGUCAGCAGGAGACAACGAAUCAAAUAUCCCUAUACAGGAAGCUCUCUAUCACGCUGACUAUUUCGAUCUAUGA